UUGGCUAAUAAUAAGAACUUUUGUCGCAUUUGCAAUGUUUCUUGUAAAAUUCUAGAGAUUUGCAGUCAAAUGCCGGCAGAAGUGCGAAUGUUUAUAGAGGAAGACAGUAUUGAAAGAUUGACAAAUAACAUUGAGAAAAUUCGUAGCUUUCAAGAGAACCAAGCACUUCUAUUCGAUGAAAAAACGAAGCUUUGUACUGAAGAAUUUAAAAAGUUCAAAGAUACUUUGGAAAGAAAGUAUAAUAAAAAGAAGGAAAUUAAUGAAGCUAUGGAAGUUGAGUUUAAUUCUAUGAAUUGUUUGAAAGACGCUUAUCGAUCAAAUAAAAUUACUUCUGAUAUAUUUAAACUUGGAUCAAGAUUAAACAUGGAUUUCAGUCCAAAACGAGGUUCAAGUGACGUCGGUUCGAGAGCUUCCUCGUCACAUACUCAACGUUCAUUUUCUUUAACAAAUUUAAGUUUAAAUCAGAAUGAAUCUCGACCAUUCAUCAUUUCACCUCAAAGUUCUAGAAAACUCAGUCCAAUAAUGGAAACAAGUGGAACUGAAAUGACACCAUCUAGAGCUUUUUCACACACUCGUCAAAUAAGUCAACUUCAAUCAUCAUCACAUUCAUCAAUCUCAAAUCAGUCAACUCCAAGCUCUCGCAGUUCUUCACGUUAUCGAAAUGAUUUACGAAAAGAUCUCUUAGAAAGUACUUUGCGUCAUAUGAAUAAAAUAAGUCAAGAAAACUAUCGAGAAAGAUGCCGUCAAGAGUAUUCAAGAAAGUAAUUAAAUAAUGUAAAAUAAUUGAAGAUAAAUAUUAUGAAUUAAUGAAUUAAUAAACAAACCUCC
This is a messenger RNA of Clunio marinus, 828 nucleotides long. NCBI's taxonomy places the organism in Eukaryota, Metazoa, Arthropoda, Insecta, Diptera, Chironomidae. The record is from the annotation of a GenBank genome assembly.